Messenger RNA from Mustela erminea (ermine), 3244 nucleotides. Its product is annotated as wiskott-Aldrich syndrome protein homolog. The record is from RefSeq and is a predicted model, not a curated record. The coding region runs from base 12 to 464 and encodes 150 amino acids. The transcript has 2 exons. NCBI's taxonomy places the organism in Eukaryota, Metazoa, Chordata, Mammalia, Carnivora, Mustelidae.
CCUGAGCUGCAAUGCCCGCCGGGCCGCCGCUUCCUUCCUCCUCUCACCUGCCUCCGCCGCGGCCUUCUCCUCCUUUCCCCGCCCGCCCCCCCCGCCCUAACCCCACCGCGACCGCAGCUCCGGCGAAGACAACUGCGGGGCCGGGCGGCGGCAACGGCGGCGGAAUGUGCUGCCGGCUGAGAAGGGGGAGGCAGCCUCGAUCUGAGGGCCCCGGAGCCGCGGCCACGCCCAUCACCGCAAGCCCUGUUCGCCGAUUGGCCAACCAGGCUCCGGUGCGCUCCACCAAUCAAAAAGGACGAUGGAGAGCGGGGGCGGAAGAGAAAACGGAAAGGGGAAGAGAGCAGCGUUGGGAGGAAGGGCCGGAGGACUGGAAGGCUGGGAGGGGCGCGGCGGGGGCAGGGCGGGGAGCGACCACGUGCCUCCGGAGCUACCGGGAGGAAGCGAAAGAGAAUUGGACCACUUGAGGAGAGGCGGGGAUGGAGGAGAGAACCCGGGAGCAAGUUGGUUUGCUCUUGUUGUCCGGCCGCCCCAGAUCUCUGUGUUCCAGGUUUGAAGCGGAGUUAAAGUAUUUUUUUUUUUUCCGGCGCGCCUUCUCUUUCAGGGCAUUGCUUGCGCGCUCCUUUGACUUUACUGGAAGUAGGAGAUGCACGUUGGGUCAGUCCGGUCGGGGCACGCCCUUCCCCCACUCCCCAAGGUCCAUUCCCAGGCUGGGGGUCCCCGCCGUUUGAGGGCAGGGCCAUAGAGUUUGGACCGGCUGGGGUGACGUGCGUUCGGGAGUCGCGGCGGAAAGCGAGAGGGACAGUGGGUGGAAAAGGGAAAGGACGCAGUAGGCAAAUCUGAUUCAUCCUUUCAGACCACGUCCCCGCAACAGGUAGGACCUUGGGAAACGCGGACGAUCCGGUGAGGAAACUGAAGAACAGAGAGGAUUGGUGACUUGUCCAAGGUCACUGAAUAAGCAGAAAACCUGGCAUUUGAACUGGGGUGGACACCAGAGCCAGCACUCCUGAUUACCAUAUAGGCACAUGAACAUCACAGUUCACGGUUAACUUUUUAAGGUAGGCAUUAUUACUUCCACUUUUUAAAUAAGGAACCCAAAGUUCAGAUAGGCUGAGCAACUUGCUCAAGACCCUAUGCAACUAAUAAGUGUUAGAGCCCCAAUUUGAUUUCAGGUCUGACUAGCUGCUAAACUCCCACUGUUUCUAGUUGACUAUUACUAUGGGCUGCAGGCUUGUGUCCUAAAAUCCAUGUGUUGAAACCUCAUCCUCAAUGUGAUGGUGUUUGGAGGUGGGGCCUUUGGGAAGUAAUUAGGUCAGGAGGGUAAAACCCUCAUUAAUGGGAUUAGUACCCUUAGAAAGGGGGCCCUUCAGAGAUCCUUCUGCCAGGUGAGGUUAGUGAGAAGAUGGGGGUCUAUGAGGGAAUGUGUUCUCAUCAAAUUGGCUACUGCCUUGAUCUUGGACUUUCCAACCUGCAGAACUGUGAGAAAUAAAUUUCUGGGGGCACCUGGCUGGCUCAGUUUGAAGAGCACGUGGCUCCUGAUCUUGAUGUUGUGAGUUCCAGUACCACACUGAGUGGUGAAGAGAUUACUUGAAAAUAAAAUCUUUUUAAAAAAAGUAAAUUUUUGUUGUUUAUAAGCGCUGGUCUGUGGUACUUUGUUACAGCAGCCUGAACAGACAAAACCACCAUGCUGCCUCUCUGGCCUAUAACACAGAUCUCCCCUGGGCCUCUAUGAUAUUGUGGUUUAUAUUAAGAAAUAUAUAUUUGGUCUUCCUUCAUGGUUCCUGGCACAUAACUCCUAAAACCUUUGUAAUUUCCUAAAUGGUAACAAUUACAGGGGUAUCUUUCCUUCUCAGCUUCUGAAACAGCUCCACAAUGAAAUGGGUGUCUUUUGUUAUUCAUAACAAGCCCCUUUUAACCACAACUGAGUGUAUGUUAAUGCAAUGACUUUUGGAAAGUCCCUAAGGACCCUGGGGGCUGGUUGCCAGGGGAACCAACAGUGUGAUUAGAGGGUUCAAAAUUUCAGUCCAACCCCUGCCCCUGACCCCUGGGGAGGAGAGAGGGACUGGCCAAUGAUUUAAUCAAUCAAGCAUACUUAAUGAAGCCUCCAUAAAAACCCAAAAAGGUUGGAUUGGGAGAGCUUUCGGGUUGGUGGACUCCUGGAGGUGCUCCAGACAGAUAUGGAAGCUCUGUGCCCCUUUCCCCAUACUUUGCCCUGUGCAUCUCUUCCAUUUGACUGUUCUUAAGUUAUAUCCUUUUAUAAUAAACUGGUAGUCCAAUACUUAAAACUGUUUUCCUCCGUUCUGUGAGCUGCUCUAGCAAUUAAUCAACCCCCACUCCAGUGGGGUUGGUAUAUAGAUCUCUGAUUUAUAGCUGGCUGGUCAGAUGUACAGGUGACAGCCUGAACUUGUGAUGAUGUCUGAAGUUGUGGGGGCAGGGGCAGUGCUGAGUCUUGUCCGGCUGAACCCUUAACCUGUGGGAUCUGUAGGACACCCAGCUGGUGUCACAGAAUCGUUUGGGGCAGGAAAAAACUACCACACAUUGGUAAUCAGAAAUGAGAAUAGUACUGUGACUGGACAGAAAACAUUUUUUUUUUUUUCCUAAACAGGCUCCAAAGAGGUCUAGUUCUGAAAUGUCUAAGGCAGUGGUUCUCAAACUUUAAGGUGCUUUAGAACCAGCUGGAAGACUGAAAACCCAAAUUGGUUAUACACUUAACUAAAAAAAUGUGCUAAAUAAUGUUUCAAGGACAGAAUUUAGCCAAUUUCAUUUCACUUUUUAAAUAGAUUUAUGCAAUAUUUUCCUGGGUUCCUUUCUGUUCUCAAGCUUUUCUCUUGAAUUUUCUCAAAUGCCAUUUUCUUGAUGACAUUUUUCUUAAAAGACUGACUCCACUGAUCCUAUGAAGUCUAGUCCAAGUUCUUGCUGUUAGUUAAAUCUCAUAUCCUCUGCUGCUGCCUUUCCUCAUUCCUUGAAGGCUCAGGCCCGUGUCUCCCUUCUUGAGUCACUUCCCAAAGAGACAAAACUUGUCUCUUAACUGUUCUUCCUCUGCUCAAUUGCAGCCCAUUUGCCAGGCAUUCUGGUUUCCCUCUACUAGCUUCCACCUUAGGGCCAUGCCCUCACAGUUAGUCCGGAAUGGAGUCCCCUGCCACAUCUGCAAUGAUCUCCAGGAACCAUCACUGAUACCAACAAACAAGCAAAUCCCAGUAUCUCCAUGGUUUAGUCUCCCUGUUCAGCAUGGAUUCCUUUAAAAAAA